AUGUCAUCGCUUUUACGUUCAACAUCUCAAGACAUCGAUUCGGAAGAUGAAAAAGAAGGUUACAUUUCUUGUGUGAUUGAUCAAACUACGGUAAGCAUUGAUGCCAAAAUAAUCAAACCGUUCAAGGGUGUCAUUGCACAAGGAGGAAAUCUUCAAGAAGAAAAUCAGACAGCAAUAAUAGCAAUAUAUGGUUGCUAUUUACCGGACCGUCGACUUCGAGAAUAUCGCUAUAUUAUUGAUCAACUUUUCUAUUAUGUUUAUCAUAAACUCGAAAAAAUGGUUACGAAUGAUUAUGUUCUAGUAUACUUUCACGGCGCAACACCUAAACAUAGAAUGCCCGAUCUAAAAUUUCUGAGAAAAUGUUAUCAAAUGAUUAAUCUAAGACUUCGUAAAAAUCUUCGAUCCGUUUAUGUUGUUCAUCCAACGCGAUGGUUACGAACCGUUAUUGCUCUAUCACGACCAUUUUUUAGUAAUAAAUUUUAUCACAAAGUACGCUAUAUGUAUACAAUAGCCGAACUUGAGAGGCAAUUACCAAAUAAUCACUUACAAAUACCCGAUAUGGUUGAACAAAUGAAUUGGAUAUUUUCUCAGCGUUACGAUCGACAAUCAAACGCAUCUCACAAACAGCAUCAAAAACAAAAAGAAUCAACAAGAAGCAAAUUGGCAAAUGAUUCAUCCAUAAAUGAAUCGACAGUGUGA
This is a messenger RNA of Didymodactylos carnosus, 699 nucleotides long. Lineage: Eukaryota; Metazoa; Rotifera; Eurotatoria; Philodinida; Philodinidae. The record is from the annotation of a GenBank genome assembly.